ACUACUUCCGGGAAAACAAUAACAUGUUUUUUUGUCCAACUGAAAUGCAUGAGCAAAAGCAAGCUGUUAAGAGCGUAAAACCACCGAAGUCACAACAUUUUCCUCUUGAUAUAUAAAUGAACUUCAUGGUUCUGUUCAUUUAUAUAGAAAACAACGACUGUCAACUUCUAUAGUAUAUCCUUGAUUUAUCAUGAAUCAAGAGCAUUGUAGACGCCUACAUGUCAACCCAGAUACAAAUAUUGGUGAUUUAUCGAGUAGAUUUAUGCUCAAAUUACGUGAUGACCUAGAUUCUAACCCAGAAACAUGUAACUGGAGAGCAUUCUUAGCUAAGGCAGCUGAUAAUCCAAAUUAUAGAUUUAGUAGUGCAGAUGUAGAGAGAAAGUUUGGAAGCCAAGUUUACCAUGGCAGUCCUAGCAAUAAGAUGUUAUGGGAACUUGGAUCUAUGGGAAUGACUGCUGCUGAACUGGUUUACAGUCUAGAUAAGUUAAAGUUGGAAAGUGUUCUUAUGGAUAUAAAGAAAUAUGAGCCAAUUGUAAUAGUUAAUCAACCUGCUGAACGAAAAACUGUAAAUAAAGGAGAAGUUUUAGAAUUAGAAGUCAAAGCUAUAGGAUUCCCUUAUCCUCGAUACCAGUGGUUCAAAGAGAAUGAAAAAGACUGGGAUAUCUUAGAUAAAGAAAAAAGCAGCAUACUCAGAAUUAGAAAUGUCAGUAAGUCAGAUGCAGGUGUGUAUUGUUGUCGGCUACAUAAUGGAGAUAUUAAUUCACAAGUAGAAUUCACCAAUCAGUCUACAGUGUCUGUAGAGAUGAGUAAGGACCCAGGGGCUUAUAGAGAUACUUUUGAUGAGAGACCAUCUAGAUAUGAUUUGAUUCCAUCAUUUGAAGUACAACCGAAGAACGUGACUGUACAGAUUUGUGAUGGUUUUAUUUUAGAAUGUCGAGUUCUUAGUAAAUAUCCUGUCAUUUAUGAUUGGUAUAAAAACCAUGAAAUAAUUAAAAGAUCUGAUCAGCCAUUUUAUGAGGUGAAAGCCGCAUAUAAAGCAGACAUGGGUACAUAUGAAUGCAGAGCCAGGAACCAGUUAGGUGAAACAAUGAGUGAUGUUGUUAAAGUAACAGUUAUGUUGGGAAAAAAUUCCUCAGCUGAAGAACCAAUAGUUGACCCUGUUGGACCAACAGAGAUAGAGAUCAUAUCUAAUCCUAAAACAGUCAUUAUAGAGUUUGGUGGGGAUUGUUUAUUUAGUUGUGAGGCAAGAUGCAGCAUACCUCUAGUAUAUCAGUGGUUAAAAGAUGGUGUUCCUAUUGAGGGUGAAAUAAAACCAUCUUUAGUAUUGAAGAAAGUACAGAAUUAUGAACAUCAGGGGUUGUACACAUGUAUGGUUUCAAUACCUGGAACAAAAAAUAUUAGAUUAUCAUACCCUGCCAGUCUGUCUAUUAAGACCAAUGACAAACCAGAGUUUAAUCCUAGCGACAAAGUUGCUCUACUUAUAGGAAACUUUGACUAUAGAUGUGAGUCACCAUUAAGUGCUCCAAAGUCAGAUGUUUACACCAUGGCAGAAAUUUUCAGAAGUUUGGACUUCAAAGUUGUUUCAUUGCUUAAUUUAACAAAAUUGGAAAUGCAGUCUGCAGUUGAGGAAUUUGUAAAACUGAUAGGUAGUGAGGUAUAUGCUGUAUUUUAUUUUUGUGGACAUGGUUUUGAGGAGGAAGCUAAAUGUUACUUAGUUCCUCCUGAUGCUAGACAUGGAUAUACAGUAGAAGACUGUGUUUGUGCUGAGGACGUGUUAAGUCAGAUGCAGAAUUACACAGAAACCUCACCAGCUCUGAUUGUACUCAUAUUGGACAUCUGUAGAAUCAGGAAUUUGCAACCACCUACAAAUCGAGAACAGGAUGCAAUGGCCUCUAAUCUAAGCAACAUUCCAAUGAAAGGCAACACAGUGUUCUGUUAUGCUACGAGCAAAGGAAUGUAUGCCUAUGAAGAUAUUCAUAAUGGAAUAUUAGUUAAAUAUUUGAAGAAAUAUUUGCCAAAACAGAUGAGUGUUUUAGAUGUUUUCACAAGUGUACAAGAAGAUAUAGGAAAGGAAUCUCAAUAUUACCACAUUCAGAUACCAGAGAUUAAGUCUAACUUAUUACAACCUAGACGAUCGCUGGCAGACAGGAUCUCUACAAAAGGCCAUACAAAAGCUUACAACCAGAGAACGUUAUUGUGGAACAAUGCUCAUGAAAAGCCUCGAUCAAAAGAGAUAGAAAUUCCUGCAAUAAAUGGAAAAGUUUUGUUAGAGUUUCAGACAGAAUUCUCUAACAUGCUGACAAUAUUCUGCACAGUUAUGCCAAUGACAAUGGGAAAAUCCUUAAAGUAUCAUUUAGGAUGUAUUGCUCAUUUACCCAAGACAAUAUCAAUAUUUGGAAGUGUUAGUCAGGUUCAUGAUGACCCACCUAAGACAAAGAUAGUUUUACAAGACUUGCAGAAAUUAACAAAAGAUUUAGAAGUUCAAGUAUUUGUUGUGAAUACAGAGACAAAACAGAGAUAUGAAGGGCCAAAAGUCAACUUAGGCAAACCUUUAGUUGGAAUUUUAGAUUUGUGGAAACCAAGACGACAACCAAUCGAAUGUAGUGAAUCGAUGUGAAUAGUUAAUAUGUAAACAUCAACCACAACCAAUAUAAUGAAAGAAUCAAUUUGACUUACAGCAUUUAUUAUUGUGACUUGCCACCAGAAAAACCUCAUCAAUAUGGUUUAUGUAACAUGCUGUCAGAUAUAUUACCGACUUGUAUUAGAUGUUAUGUUUAUUAUAGUUUGACAGGAAGGGUAAAUACUGGUUUAUAUCUGACAUUAGAAUUGCACGUAUUAAUCAAAUGAUGCUGAAAAGCAAUCACUUUCAAACUCCUACAUUCCUCUUUUUCUUUUGACAGGGCUCGACAAUAACGCUUGUCCGAUUGUCCGGUACCAGAGAAAAAAAGGGCGGACAAGUAAAAGCUAUAUCAAGCUUGUCCGAUGGGACAAGUCAAAUUAUUCUGCAUAAAAUAAAUUUAAUCCAACUUUGAUGAACAAAGUAAUUAUAAACAAAAAACAAGAAAAUAAAAUAAAAACAAGUAUUAAUUUGACAUGUUUACUUGCAAUCGAUAAUUUAAAAUUGGUUCUUUGUCAGGUACUUUUUAACAGGUAAAAGACAUACUAUUAUCGGAAACCAGUCUUACUGAUCCGAAUAAGGGAUGCGCUUUUUAGAUAGAUAACUUUACAAGACAGUUCGCCACCAGCUUGGAAACGAUUCGGCUCCAAGUUUAAUAGACAGUUUGGCACCGUAGGAGACAUAUUUAAUAGACAUGAUAAAUAGACAGUUUGGCUACGCAGUAGAAAUUUCGGGACCAAGACAAAUCAGUACGGGACCAAGACAAAUCAGUACCUCGCUUUCCUACCUUGAUUCUGUUGCUUUAUUAUAAAUAUCAAACCAGUAAUUUUUUAACAAAAAUAUUUUUUAAAUAAAAAUGAAGAAAUUAUUUACCAUAAAAUUCACAAAAUCAUAUUUGAUCAUAUGUAGAAAAAAAAACAAUACUUGCAAUACAGUGACCUAUAGUUGUUAAUUUCUGUGUCAUUUGGUCUCUAGCAGAGAGUUGUCUCAUUGGCAAUCAUACCUCAUCAUCUUUUUUUAUUGAUUGCAUUUGAAUAAACUUUUUUCAACUUAAAAAACAGGAUACAAAUCCAAUAAGUGUACAUUGACAGGCCUAUCAGACGGUGCCUCAUGUGCAGAGUCUGAUGGCAUUGAUGAAAACUAGAACCUUAAAGUCCUGUGACAUGACUAGAUUCAGUUGUUCUCAACUCAUAUUUUUGAAAAGCAUAUCAAAAGAUAUAAAACUAACUUCUGUUAUGUUGUUUUAAUUCAUUUUGUUCCUUGAAUCAACUUAAAAUGCCAAAAAAGGUUAUUAUUAAGAUUUUUUUUGGACAAGUUACAAUUACAUUCGGACAAGUAAAUUUUGGUAUGUACUUGUCCUACUGGACAAGUUGAAAAAAAAGUUAUUGUAGAGGCCUGUUUGAGAUGUUUAUCUUUCAGAAGUUAGAGCGAGUCAAUAUCUGUUCUAAACAUAGAGAUCUGUCCAUAUUAACUACUAUGCCACUUUAAUAUACAUUUAUACAGCAGUUACAGAUUUUUGUUGUACUUAGGUAUACCAUAUAAUAUAAGGAUAUGUAGAAUGUUUGCCAAUGAAACAACUGUCAACUAGAGACCAAAGGUCAAUGAUAUAAACAGCUACAGGUCAUUGUAUUUUCCCACUGUUAAGACAUACAAUGUAUUUUUUAAAUUCUUUAAUAUCCCUGCUGCAUGAAUUUGCAAUAAAUGCCUGAAUUCUUGGACCUUACUUCAACACAUUUUUAUUUUGGUGGUCUUAUUUGACCAUAGGAUAUUUGGACGAUCACUUUUGAAAUGCCCCUUUAAACAUUUUUAGCUCACCUUGCCCAAAGGGCCAAGUGAGCUUUUCUCAUCACUUGGCGUCCGUCGUCCGAUGUCCGUCGUCGUUGUCGUCCAUGUCCGUCGUCGUUAGCUUUUUACAAAAAUCUUCUCCUCUGAAACCACUGGGCCAAAUUUAACCAAACUUGGCCACAAUCAUCAUUAGGGUAUUUAGUUUAAAAAAUGAUUCCGAUGACCCCGCCAAUCAACCAAAAUCGUCAGUCGACCCCUUUAGGAGUUAUUGCCCUUCAUAGUCAAUUUUUAACAAUUUUUCGUAAAUUUUUGUAAUCUGCUACAAAAAUCUUCUUCUCUGAAACUACUGAGACAAAUUUAACCAUACUUGGCCAUAAUCAUUAUUAGGGUAUCUAGUUUAAAACUUUGUCCGAUGACCCCGCCUUCCAACCAUCAUGGCUGAUUUGGUUGAAAAUAGAACAUGGGGGGUAAAAUGCAGUUUUUGGUUUAUAUCUCUGAAACUAAAGCAUUUAGAGCAAAUCUGACAGGUAGCAAAAAUGUUCAUCAGAUUUAGAUUUAUCUGCCCUGAAAUUUUCAGACGAAUCCAACAACCCGUUGUUUGGUUGCUGCCCCUGAGUUAGUAAUUUUACAGAAAUUUUGCUGUUUUUAUACGCCCGUCAAAUUUUUGACGGGACGUAUUAUGUUAUACAAAUGUCCGGCGUCCGUCCGUCUGUCUGUCCGUCUGUCUGUCCGUCUGUCUGUCCGUCUGUCUGUCCAUCUGUCUGUCCGGCGUAAACAUGUCGCACCGUAACUUGAGAAUGACUUAUCCAAAUUUCAUGAAACUUAACAUAGUUGUUUCUUAUGAUGGUCAAACGAUCUGUAUACUUUUUGGUGAAAAUAAGAUUAAAACUUUUUGAGUUACGGGACUUAGUAACUAAAACAGGUGUGUGUUUUUUUUCACCUGUCGCGCCGUAUCUCAAAAACAAUUUAUGAUUAUUGCUUAAAACUUUACACAAUUCUUAGUUAUAUUAAUCUUAAGAUCUGUAUACUUUUUGGUGAUGAUUCAAAAUUUUAUUUUUGAGUUAUUGAGUAUUUUGUUAAAAAGGGGGAGGGGUUUUUCACAUGUCACGCCGUAUCUCAAAUACAGUUUAUGAUUAUUGCUUAAAACUUUACACACUUCUUAGUUAUAUUAACCCUAAGAUCUGUAUACUUUUUGGUUUUGAUUCAAAAUUUUAUUUUUGAGUUAUUGAGUAUUUUGUAAAAAAAAGGGGGAGGGGUUUUUCACAUGUCGCGCCAUAUCUCAAAAAUGAUUUAUGAUUAUUGCUUAAAAUUUUACACACUUCUUAGUUAUAUUAAUCUAAAGAUCUGUAUACUUUUUGGUUUUGAUUCAAAAUUUUAUUUUUGAGAUAUUGAUUUUUUUUUUUUUAAAGGGGUGUUUUCACAUGUCGUGCCGUAUCUCAAAAACGAUUUAUGGUUAUUGCUUAAAAUUUUACACACUUCUUAGUUAUAUUAAUCUAAAGAUCUGUAUACUUUUUGGUUUUGAUUCAAAAUUUUAUUUUAUAGAUAUUGAGUUUUUUGUUUAAAAGGGGUGUUUUCACAUGUCGCGCCGUAUCUCAAAAACGAUUUAUGAUUAUUGCUUAAAAUUUUACACACUUCUUAGUUAUAUUAAUCUAAAGAUCUGUAUACUUUUUGGUUUUGAUUCAAAAUUUUAUUUUAUAGAUAUGGAGUUUUUUGUAAAAAAAAAAAGGGGGUUUUCGCAUGUCACGCCGUAUGUCAGAAACUAUUUAUGCUUAUUGCAUAAACAUUCACACACAAGACGACGGGCGUAUCAUACGCUCAUGGCGCAGCUGUUUAUUUGUUAUUAUCUUAGAUAUCAUUAUAAUAUCUGAUAUCUAAUACUAUUAAUUAUAAUUUUAACCUUAUUUUACAUGAUUUCCAAAGCAUCAGUAAAUACAGGUGAGCGACACAGGCUCUUGAGAGCCUCUAGUUUCUCAUGUUAGAAAACUCCUUUUGGACAAUGCUUUGUUUUCUGCAAUGGAUAACAAACCCUUGAGUUCAUGUAUAUAUCCCUUUAUUUUUGAUGAUGCAUAUUUUUUUAGCACCAUGCCUUAAUUCACCGUUUUAAUGGUCAUAUAUCAGCUCAUUAUUUCACUGCAUGGAUAUACUAUGUUCGUAUGGUUGCUCAAUUUCAGUCAUAUUUAUUUUAUAGUAGACUGAAAUUUUAAAGAUAUCUUGUUAAAGUCAUGUCAAAGUCUUUCAUCAUCAUCCAGUGGUCAGUUGUAUGUUUAAUGUUUUUGCUUCAAUGUACUUUAAAUUCAGAAACUAUUGCGGAUUUUUAUUAACGCGAAUAAUGUGACUGGGUGAGUAUCACAAUACUAAGAACUCACAUUCUGAUAUACGAUACAUAUAUCUGUAUUCAGAUUUGCCUGAAGUCGCAAUAAUUAAAGUCUCAUUUCUGUCUAUUCUGUAAAAAUCACAAUAACAAAUGCACUCAAUAAUUUCUGAAUUUACAGUAUUUGAAUGUUUAUGUUAAUUAUGUCUGUCUUAAGCUUAACUAUAUUUUUAUUGUUAUUAAUUUGUAUAUUGUUAAUUGAUAGAUUAUCUGUUUUGUUGAAAGGACCUUAUUAGUAUAUGAAAGAUAUACUGUUUUUUUAAUGUGUCAACCCACCAAUAAUAUGGAAAAUCUUUAACCAAUCAUUAUUGGAACAUCUGAUUGGCUGUCUCAAUUGUUACAUGCCUUUGAAGUGAAACCAUUGAGUUGAACCAGGUUAUACUCAUCAAGUGAAAAGGAUUAGGGAAUCUUUCGUCCCUCUUUUAUGAGGUCCUACAGGAACAAGACUGGAUGCUUUGACAGGAUAAGCAUCUCCUUCUAUGUAAACAUCAAUAGCAUCUCUAACCAUGCGAAUCUAGACUCAGUCAAAAUGUCAUGACGGAAGAGGUCAGAAUUAAAACAUUUACAAAUCAGGUUUAUUAAGACAGCAAACACAUACCUCUAGUGUUAGUUGAGUAACACACACAUUCUAUUUGUGAUGAUGACCAUAAAAUUAUUGCAGUGUCGUUCUUCCUCAUAACCCUGGUGAACAAGUUCUGCCUUAUUAAAUCACUCCUGAUAAUGAAGUAUUUAUAAUAUGAUCAUGCAUGCCAUAAAAUUUCAAAUGAGAUAUGUGAACAACACAUGAUGGAGCAGGUAGUAUGUUAUUAGCCAUAAAUGGAAAGUUGUUAAUGGGGCAACUGAUAUUCAGAUUUGUCAUAGAUUAUAGUUGAAGUCGUCCACAUAUGUCAAUUCAAGGAUCAGUGUGGUUAUUAACAAAUUAAAAAAUCAACAUUUCCAUUUUAGUAAAAAAAAAACAUUGUUUAAUGGGUUGAUGUAGUCGAUUCUAUCAUUUGGGCAUGAGAAAGAGCAGUGUUAUGUGUAGAACAAGUGUUGACAUUAUUACAAAAUGAUAAUGAUUGUGUUUUGAGAUUAUUGAAUUUUUAAGAAUCAACGUCUAAUUAACACUGCUGGUUGAGUAUACCGCAUUUCAAUAUUUUGGAAGGCCAUCUUUUUCCAUACCAAGAAUGGUUAUUAGAAUUUAAGAAAGGUGUAUAGUUGAACCUCUAAAUGAGUCUGCUAUAUAUUCUUGAUAAUGAUAUUGUGAAGUUCUGGUAACCAAAAUAAACAAGCUAUAUUUUCAUCCUUUUUUAUGCCAAUAUCAAAGAUAUAAUGAUACUUGAUUCGAUUUUUUUUAAAACUUCUCUUUAUAAAAUGAUGUAGGUAUACAAAUGGCCUGCCUUUUACCCAAAUACUGGAACAGUUCUGAACUGGAUCCUUUAAUAACCCGAAGUUCUUUUUCUACUUGAUAGCUCAUGCGAUUCGCUAUUUUGAGCCUUUGGCUAACAAUUAUCAUUGUUUACAAUGUUAACGUUCCUGGUUACAAUAUGGCCAGCAGGAAUUUUUGUAUUGGGACGAAGAACAACCAGAAUCGGAGGGGUUGGAUUAGAGAUUAGAAGACAUUGAGUGUCUUUAAUUAAUCGCUCCCUGCACACACAAAAAAGCAAAAGACAGGCGCUUUUAUUCAAAGUCACAGUGAGGCCUUUAACAGAGAGCCAACAUUCUAGCCUCACUGCAAGUUCAAGACGGCUGCUAUUGAUCUUUUUAAUAUUUGAUCUUUUUUAUUUUUCUCUUUACAUGAACAUACACUUGAUCAAAUCUUCAAAUAUAUAUCAGGAUACUGAGUCUCAAGGUAACCAUGUAUAUUAUUUAAUUCAAUCAUUCUGAAUUAUGGUGAACAUUGAAUGUAACUUUUUACAUCAAUUCAUUGUGUAAUAAUUCAUUCAGUAGAAGACUAUUAAAGAACUGCAUAAACUGUUUUGCAAAUAACCUUUGAUAAAAACUAGUCAGUCAUGAGAAUAAAUUUGUACAUACAUGUUCUCGAACUAUGACCAACAAAUUUAUUUAUUUUUGUAAAAAAUAUCUCCGUACUAACAACAAAAUUAUUAUAUUUAAA
Molecule: messenger RNA, 8868 nt
Organism: Mytilus californianus (California mussel)
Lineage: Eukaryota; Metazoa; Mollusca; Bivalvia; Mytilida; Mytilidae
Product: mucosa-associated lymphoid tissue lymphoma translocation protein 1-like
Exons: 18
Coding region: 191-2617 (808 amino acids)
Biological process (GO): proteolysis
Molecular function (GO): cysteine-type endopeptidase activity
Source: RefSeq, a predicted model, not a curated record